AUGCCACCUCAAUCUCACCCCACCCUUCAAAAAGGUAUGCGAAAAGGAACACAUAGUUGUUUCGAAUGUCGUAAACGAAAAGUUCGAUGUAAUUUCACGAAAGAAUCUAUCAUAUGUGGAAAUUGUGAAUUGAAGGGUCGAAGAUGUACGGAGCAAAGAAGAGAAUUGAUUCAAGCGGGAAACGUUGAUACGCGAGAGAGUCUUAGAGAGAAGAUUAAGAGACUUGAAGCGGUUAUUGAAGAAUAUGGUAGGAAGAGUGGUAGUACUGCUCCUGAUCAGGUGAAUAGGAAUUUUAAUAUUGACUUGGGAGAUGUACGGGAGAAUAAGCUCAGUCCGGAAUCCCCUUCGUCAGAGUUGGGGGCGAAACGAACGCCAGUGUCUACUCCAUCAUCACUUGAGACUUCAGCUUCAGUCGAUAAAACUUCCUCUCAGGAUAUCGAUCCCAUCAUUACACUUUUCGAUAACGCUAUUUGGAGAAGCCAUGGCUCUGAUUUGAUUCCUGAACGCAUUUCUAAGCUUGACAAAGCUGGAAAUCCAGCAACUGCAAAGAAACAUAUUCGUACUCGUGAAUCACUACUUUCUGGUCUUAUCUCCCCAGCACUCCGUGAAAUAGUAGUCAACGCAACAUGUUCCUGGUGGUAUACAUGGCGACCACUUGGUUCUUCACUCCUAUCAUCAACCGGCAACGCAAAUUCAACACUUCCCGAUUUUAUUCUCCGGGCCCUUGAAUCACCUGAUCCGUCAAUUAUCGUGAAUCUAGGACUAAACAGAAAAUGCUGGAUUCUGACCCACCAAGCAAUAUCCUAUAGCCAACUUCUUAAUCUCCACCGUCCAAAUCUUUCCACCGACAAGAAUACCCUCGAAAGAAAUCAAAGAAUACAAUCUUGGCUCUCAUUGUGCGCAGGAGAUGUAUAUCUCUCACUUCUUCUCGGUCUUCCUUAUGCUGCAGAUGGUCGUACCAUUCCUACCACCCACAAUCAAAAUAACCCCACCGCACAAUUCCACCACAAUCUCAUAAUCCUUUCCUCCAAAGUAAUCGAUCGAAACCAACGCGGUCUACAGCUCUCCAUCCCCCACACCCAAAAAAUCCAAACCCUCCUCCUCACCAUAACCCAAACCCUUCCCCCCUCAUUCUGGGACCCCCAGACCUCCCUCUCCAAAAACAAAAUCUCUCGUCCAGAAUACCUCGAACAAAUCACCGCCCAAUGUUGGUACUACCACCUCCUAGUCCUCCUCCACAUGCCCCUCAUGCUUCAAUCCAUCCUCGAUCCCACCGUCGAAACCCAUCGCACACAAUGUCUCACCGCCGCACGAAACCUCCUACGAAUUUGGCACAUCAUGCGCUCUGAUAUGCACAGCGCAUUUGAAAUGGUAAAAUUAAUCGACUACCAAGCAUUCGUCUGUUCGACCCUCUUAAUCCUCAGCAUGCUCGGCUACGGAAGUUGCGAGAAUGGAGGAAGAGAUGAACAUAAUGAUAGAGAGUUAAUCGCGCGCACGAUCGCAACGCUCACGCAAGCGGGAAAUUCACUCGGGAACUUAGUCGCGAAACAAGCGGUGCAGGGAUUAGAAAGUUUGAUGCAGAUGGGGAGGGAAAAUUGCCCGAGGAAACAGGAGGGAGGGAGAGGUGAUGGUGAGAUAUUCUCAGCGGGGAAUCCGUAUGCGAAAAUCGUGGUGCCGUAUGUAGGUGUGAUUACGAUUUCGCCGGGGGAGUAUUAUAAUUCUGUUGAAGCUACGGUUGAUGCUGUUGCGAAAAUGCAAACGCAGAGUCAGAGUGGCCCAUUUGCAUUUUCGCUAGAGACUAAUCCCAAUCCCAAUCCCAAUCCCAAUCCCAAUCCAAAUCAUGAGGACUUGCGAAACGGAGAUGAAUCAAAUCAUCACAAUACAAACACGCGAUAUGAAGAUACCGGUACGCUUGGAGAAGCGAGAGAAGUACCGGUAGAUAUACAGGGACAGAGACAAAUACAGAUGGAAUGGACAUCGAUUGAUUUUGAUUGGGCGAGUAAUCUUACGGCGGGAUUUGAAGAUGAUUGGGCGUGGUUGAAUGGGUUGGGGGGUUGA
Botrytis fragariae is the source of this 2058-nucleotide messenger RNA. Its product is annotated as putative c6 finger domain protein. Gene Ontology annotation, molecular function: DNA-binding transcription factor activity, RNA polymerase II-specific; zinc ion binding. NCBI's taxonomy places the organism in Eukaryota, Fungi, Ascomycota, Leotiomycetes, Helotiales, Sclerotiniaceae. The record is from RefSeq and is a predicted model, not a curated record. Gene Ontology annotation, biological process: regulation of DNA-templated transcription. Bases 1 to 2058 code for a protein of 685 amino acids. The transcript is spliced from 4 exons.